CAAAGUUAUUAAGACAAAAUUAACGCGAACAAAAUAUAUUUGUGAUAUGAUCCUGAAUCUCUUUAAAAAAAAAACAUGAAAUGUGUUUUCUUUAGAGUUUGAUAGAUGGUUGUAUCUUUUUUUUUGACAACUGGCACGAAUCAAAACACUUCGAAGCUGCGCUCUUUAACCUAAAUUUCAAACGCGAAUCACAUCGAGAAGAAAGAAUUUAAUUUACUGAAUUGUGAAAUUAUAAUUAUGACGUGACACAUCGCAAUUAUGAAUUCCUGGUUUUUUCAUUCCCUUAAAGCAUUUUAAUUGGUGGUUUAUAAUAAUGAUCGAUUUAAUAAUAUUUUUUCAUUUAGGAGUAUGUAAAUAUAACAAUUGUAUAGAGAGAGAACUGUCAAUGCACAUACAGAGUUUUUAGAUCAUUGUUGAAAUAUAUAAUAAAAUUUGUUGAAAUAUAUUUUGUUUAUAACACAAGGUAGAAAGAUAAAGUAACAGUCAUCGCAAUGUUUACAUGGACAGUAUUAUUUGUGAUCAUUAGCAACAUAUUGACAACAUCUCUUGAAGAUAUGUCAUUGAGUAAAGAACAAGAUGUUUUUGCAAAUGUAUUUGCUGCAUGUGGCAGCUUUACAAAUACACUGUAUAAGAGUUUACCAAUGACUGAUGGCAAUGUUAUAACUUCCCCGUUAAGCUUACAUAUGAUAUUGUCUCUGCUUGUCAAUGGAGCUGAUGGGACUACAUUGGAUGAAUUGAUGUCUGUUCUUCAUCAUAAAGAUACAUCUUCUGUGAACAAUGAGUUUAAAGCCCUAAUUCCUUUGUUGAAUAACAUUGAAAACCUUGAGCUGCACAUAGCAAACACAGCAUAUAUUCAAGAUAAUUUCGAAUUAGUGGCUGACUUUUUAUCAAUAUGUACAAAUGUCUUUGAAUCCUCAAUUUCAAGAGUGAACUUCAAGGAUACUAUACAUGCCGCAGAAACUAUCAAUUCUUGGGUCGAAGAAGCAACGAAUAAAAAGAUAUCAGAUGUAAUCUCUGCAGAUGAUAUUGAUGAUGACACAAGAGUAGUGUUGGUAAAUGCUAUUUACUUUAAAAGUAAAUGGCAGAAACCAUUCGAUCCGACGCUGACACAAAAUCGCAAAUUUCACAUUUCCAAAUCAGAAGCAAAUCUUGUCCCGAUGAUGUUCCAGAAGUCAAGAUAUGUUAUUGGCAAGAUACAAGCUUGGCACACGAAAUUUAUCCAAAUCCCGUACUUGAAUAAAGAUAUCGUGAUGACAAUAUUGUUACCUGAUAAAGAUGUGGAGCUGCAGAGCUUAGAGAAUAAUUUUGAAUGGAAGACAUUAGCGGAGGCACCCAGUUCUAUUGAAGAUGUCGAAUUGUAUCUACCAAAAUUUAAAUUCGAGCUUACCUUGAAACUGGAAGAACCUCUACGCAAGGUUGGUUUGAAGACGAUGUUUGAAAAGAGCGCGGACUUUGGACGUCUAUCAAAAAUUCCUUUAAAAGUGGGUAAUGUGCUGCAGAAGGUCUUCAUAGAAGUUAAUGAGGAAGGCUCGGAGGCCGCUGCUGCAACAGUUGUACAGAUAAGGAUGAAAAGGAUGGUGCUUGUAACGGAGGAAUUUGUAGUAGAUCAUCCAUUCAUGUUCGCUAUCCAGCAUCAGCCAAGUAAAAUGCCUUUGUUUUUGGGAAGUGUACGAAAGAUAGAAUCUUCUCAAGAGAAAGAUGAACUAUAAAUUUUAUUUUUCUAAUUUGGUCACAAUUUGUAAAAAAUUCUGAGGAAUAAAUAAUAUAAACUAUUUGCUAAUCAACAUGUU
Odontomachus brunneus is the source of this 1790-nucleotide messenger RNA. Its product is annotated as leukocyte elastase inhibitor-like. The transcript has 8 exons. The record is from RefSeq and is a predicted model, not a curated record. The coding region runs from base 492 to 1709 and encodes 405 amino acids. NCBI's taxonomy places the organism in Eukaryota, Metazoa, Arthropoda, Insecta, Hymenoptera, Formicidae. Gene Ontology annotation, molecular function: serine-type endopeptidase inhibitor activity.